AUGAUACAGCAGGGUGGACGUAAGGUCUCUCUCAUCGUAGCAUGCUCUUUGAACCGCGUCAUUGGUAAACAAGGCAAAUUGCCAUGGAACAUCCCAGCUGACUGGGCGUUCUUCUGUUCCGUCACUAUGAACCAAGUGCUGAUUGUCGGACGACGAUCGUUCGAAGAGUUUGACGAGCCCAUUCCGAACCGUCAGACGAUUGUCGUUUCGUCAACGCUGGAGCAAACUCAGGUCAAAGCUGUCAGCGGUCGGAAGGAGUCAGGCGUUCGCGUCGCUCGGACGCUGGCGCAGGCACUUGAACUUGUCGACUCGGAACCGCAGUAUCUGGAUUGCACCCGGGUGUUUAUUGGAGGCGGAGAGAACUUGUACAAGGAAGCGAUGGCUGCUGACGUGGUGGAGUCGUGCUACGUCUCGAGAAUACACCGAUCGAUUGAUCAUGGCGAUACCUUUUUUCCACGGUGGACAGCGCGGUUCCCGAAUCUGGUGUUCUCGGCCAAGACAAAUGGAAGAGGAAGUACGAGAGUGAGCUUUGAGGUAUGGACAAGGCAACAAGGUGAUGAUCGAUGA
Molecule: messenger RNA, 567 nt
Organism: Peronospora matthiolae
Lineage: Eukaryota; Oomycota; Peronosporomycetes; Peronosporales; Peronosporaceae
Source: the annotation of a GenBank genome assembly